GCAGCAGCGGCAGCAGCAGCGUUAGCCGUGUGCGCUUUAAAUAGGAUCCAGCCUGGGGACUCGGCAGGCAGUAGCAAACUGUGCUUACUGCCGGCGGGGCGGGCUCGGCCUGCGGAUAACGAGGUAGAGGAAGAUUUCUGAAUCAGUGUUCCUGCAAUGUGACCAAUCAUUCUCAAGGAAACAAGUUAUGAGAACCUGGCCUAAGGGACAGCCACAACGGGACAAUGCAGGCACAUGAGUUAUUUCAAUACUUUCGAGUGCCAGAGCUUGGGGACUUCCGACAAUAUAUGCGCACUCUCCCAACAAACACGCUAAUGGGCUUCGGAGCUUUUGCUGCUCUCACGACUUUCUGGUAUGCUACGAGACCCAAGGCUCUGAAACCACCGUGUGACCUCUCCAUGCAAUCGGUGGAAGUGGAGGGGACUGAUGGUGCAAGGAGAUCCGCGAUACUUGACAGUGAUGAACCAUUGUCGUUUUUCUACGAUGAUGUAACAACACUGUAUGAAACCUUCCAGAGGGGUAUACAGGUGUCAAAUGAUGGCCCUUGUUUAGGCUCUCGGAAACCUGGUCAACCGUAUGAGUGGAUUUCAUAUAAAGAGGUUGCAGACAAGGCCGAGUGUGUGGGCUCAGCGCUGCUCCAGAAGGGUUACAAGGCGUCGCCAGAUCAAUAUUUUGGCAUCUUUGCUCAAAACAGGCCUGAGUGGGUAAUUGUCGAACAAAGUUGCUAUACAUACUCGAUGGUGGUGGUCCCUCUUUAUGAUACCCUUGGAAAUGAAGCGAUAACAUACGUAAUUAACAAAGCUGAACUGUCUUUGGUUUUUGUUGAUAAGCCAGAGAAAGCGAACCUCCUGUUAGAAUCUGUAGAAAACAAGCUAACCCCAGGUCUUAAAGUCAUAGUCAUCAUGGAUCCCUUUGACAGUGAUCUCGUGGAACGAGGCAAAAAAUGUGGAGUGGAUAUAAUGAGCAUGAAAGCAUUGGAGGACCUGGGAAGAACUAACAGGAGGAAGCCAAAGCCUCCAUCGCCUGGUGACCUUGCCGUGAUUUGUUUCACCAGUGGGACAACAGGCAAUCCCAAAGGCGCAUUGCUCACCCAUCAAAAUAUAGUGAGCGACUGUUCGGCUUUUGUGAAAGUGACACAGGGUGUGGUGACUCCUUCUCCAGAUGACAUUUUGAUAUCUUUCUUGCCUCUUGCCCAUAUGUUUGAGAGAGUUGUGGAGUGUGUAAUUCUCUGUCAUGGGGCUAAAAUUGGAUUUUUCCAAGGAGAUAUCCGGUUACUUAUGGAUGACCUUAAGACGCUGCAGCCUACCAUCUUCCCUGUGGUUCCAAGACUGCUGAACCGGAUGUUUGACAGAAUUUUUGGACAGGCCAACACAAUGAUGAAACGGUGGAUCCUGGACUUUGCUUUUAAGAGAAAAGAGGCAGAACUCCGAAGUGGCAUAAUUAGAAACAACAGCCUAUGGGACAAAAUUAUUUUCCACAAAAUUCAGGCAAGCCUUGGAGGGAAAGUAAAGUUAGUGAUCACUGGAGCGGCUCCUAUAUCAGCAACUGUUCUUACUUUUCUGAGAGCAGCACUUGGAUGUCAGUUCUAUGAAGGCUAUGGACAAACAGAAUGCACAGCUGGAUGUUCUUUGACGGUGCCAGGAGACUGGACAGCUGGCCACGUUGGUGCUCCAAUGCCUUGCAAUCUUAUAAAGCUUGUUGAUGUAGAAGAAAUGAAUUAUUUGGCUGCCAAGGGAGAAGGUGAGAUAUGUGUGAAAGGGCCAAAUGUAUUUAAGGGCUAUUUGAAGGACCCAGCAAAAACAGCAGAAGCUCUGGAUAAAGAUGGCUGGCUGCACACCGGAGAUAUUGGGAAAUGGUUACCAAAUGGUACCUUGAAGAUCAUUGACAGGAAAAAACAUAUAUUCAAACUGGCACAAGGGGAAUACAUAGCGCCUGAAAAAAUUGAAAAUAUCUACCAGCGAAGCGAGCCUGUAGCUCAGGUGUUUGUACAUGGGGAAAGCUUACAGGCAUUCCUCAUAGCUAUAGUGGUACCAGAUGUGGAGAUACUGGCUCCCUGGGCCAAAAAGAAGGGCUUCAGUGGAUCUCAUGCAGACUUGUGCAAAAAUAAGGAUGUUAAAAAAGCAAUCCUUGAAGACAUGGUGAGGCUCGGGAAAGAGGCAGGUCUGAAGCCUUUUGAGCAGGUCAAAGGCAUUGCUCUCCACUUGGAAUUAUUUAGUGUGGAGAAUGGCCUUCUGACCCCGACACUGAAGACAAGGAGAUCAGACCUCCGGAAAUAUUUCAGAUCACAGAUAGAUGAACUCUAUUCUACCAUUAAGAUUUAAUCUUGAGGAAGAUAGCUUGGACAAAACAAAACCGCACACCUCCAAAAGAUCUACUUCUACUGUUGGUCUUCGUAUUGGUAAUUUUGACUACAGCAAACAUAGGGAAGGAGGCUUGUUUGGACGGGGUUCUUGGCAUAGGAAUUUUGAAGGAAACAGAACACUGCCUUACUGUCGCCUUGUGUUGCUGACCAUUUUGUGGUGAUACACAGUUUCCAAAAUGAGCCUUAAAUUGUACAGGGCAACUGUAAACCUGAUAAGUUAUUUGGGACUUUCUCAGCCCAGAAGGUGGGUGUUGACUCUUCUCUCCUGAUCCUAACCAAGGAACUAGGGCUUCCCUGUUUCUGAAAGGUCAGAUGUUUGAUACAAUCUCUGCAGUUGUCUGCUCCAAAGGGUACAUGGUACACUAGAGGAAAAGAAUCCUUUUAAAAAUGACAAACACACACACAGCAGUGGGGUAUACCAUAAUUCAUCCAAAUAUUAUUUAAGCCCCUUUAUCUCACCCUUCUUUGAAUGAGGGUUGUGAAACUUUCUUUCCCUUAUGCCCUACCCCCAGGGUCACCCCAACCCAGAAAAGAAGGAAAUGUCAGAACUUUACUGUUUUAAGCUUAUGGUUCACUGUAAAUCAGGACAAAUGCACCUGAGCAGAUUUGUGGUCACAUGUGAAUGUCCUACAGAGUGUGGACGUGAAUGCAAAGCAGAAGGCCACCAAAAGAGUGCUUUCCAGAUAUCUCUCCUUCCCAUCCCUCCCUCCAGUAACAAAUCUGCCUUAGACUCGACCAUGAAGACGAAUUCAAGGAUACACACGCCAUCCAUGGCAGGAUCAGCCGGGAUGACCUGAUAACCGUACACCUUAUCUCUACACUGCACUAGCCACUCUUUCUGUAUAAUGGCCAACGGGUUUUUAAUGUAGUUUUCAUAUCAGAAUAUCAUGCCGUGAUUAAUGCUUUUUUUUUUUGUUUGUUUCCCAGAAUAAACUGUCUUGUACCAAACAUAUCACUUCAAAGGAUAGAGGGAAUAGCUAUAUUUGAAUACUUUUUUGUUGAAAUGGAGGGUAGUGAUUGACAGGAAUGGGCCCAUCUCAGAAGUCUACUCAUGAUUUCUACAAAAUGUAUUCAACAAGCCAGAAUAAAUGGUAACUAACAGGGAGAUGUGUAAAUCUGGGGGCAAAAAAUUUUUCCUAGGAGUAACUCCUGAGGGCCUUUUAUUCUAAUUGGGGAAAUUGGUAGGAUUUCAAUUAUUACAGGUCUUGGCCACAUUUGAAUGAAUUAAGUUGUCAUUUAAAGUGAUUCUGUUUUUUGGAUACAUGGGAUUAUAUGUAAUAUUCAAGCACAAUAAGGUUUGCACUAAAGAGAUGUCAUUGUAAUAACACUAUUUGGUAGCCUAACUUCGUGAUGUGUGCUCUUAAUUGCACACAUAUCUAAGUCGGUAAUUUGUCACAUUGGAGUUUUGGAUGUUUGCUUUCAGUGUUGGCUAUUUCUAUGUUUUAUAAACCAAAACAGAAUUUCCAAAAAAAUAACGAAGGAAACCAAAAUAAAUAUUUCUGCAUUUCA
Messenger RNA from Vombatus ursinus (common wombat), 3871 nucleotides. It is a transcript of the gene ACSL1, whose product is annotated as acyl-CoA synthetase long chain family member 1. Gene Ontology annotation, cellular component: endoplasmic reticulum; membrane. Gene Ontology annotation, molecular function: arachidonate-CoA ligase activity. The transcript has 22 exons. Bases 225 to 2321 code for a protein of 698 amino acids. The record is from RefSeq and is a predicted model, not a curated record. Gene Ontology annotation, biological process: long-chain fatty-acyl-CoA biosynthetic process; very long-chain fatty acid metabolic process; long-chain fatty acid metabolic process. NCBI's taxonomy places the organism in Eukaryota, Metazoa, Chordata, Mammalia, Diprotodontia, Vombatidae.